AUGACGAAAAAUAAGUCCUUAAACAUAUCAAUAGCAACACUUGCUAUUGCCUUUUUUAUUAUGAUUAUAGUACCAACAAAUGUGAGUGCUCAAAAUUGUGGGUGUGCUGAAGGGGUGUGUUGCAGCCAAUAUGGUUAUUGUGGAAACACUGAUACAUAUUGUGGCACAGGGUGCCAAGAGGGUCCUUGUAAGGGAGGAAAUAUUCCACCUAGUACUCCUAGUCCCAGCAAUGAUGUUAAUGUUGCUGACAUUGUCACACCAGAGUUUUUCAAUGGUAUAAUUGAUCAAGCUGAUUCUAGUUGUGCAGGAAAGAGCUUUUACUCCAGAGCUGCUUUUCUUGAUGCUCUCGAUUCUUAUAACCAGUUUGGUAGGGCUGGUUCUUCCGAUGACUCCAAACGCGAGGUUGCAGCUGCUUUUGCACAUUUCACACACGAAACUGGACAUUUUUGCUAUAUAGAAGAGAUUGACGGUGCAUCAAAGGACUACUGCGAUGAAAGCAACACAGAGUACCCUUGUGUCCCUAACAAAGGAUACUACGGUCGUGGACCAAUUCAAUUAUCUUGGAACUUCAACUAUGGACCGGCAGGAAAGGACAAUGGUUUUGAUGGAUUGAACUCUCCUGAAACAGUGGCUAAUGAUCCUCUAGUGUCCUUCAAGACAGGUUUAUGGUAUUGGAUGAAAUAUGUUCACCGUGUUGUUAACCAGGGGUUUGGUGCAACCAUUAGAGCCAUUAAUGGUAAACUUGAAUGUGAUGGUGCAAACCCUAACACGGUUAAGGCUCGUGUUGGUUACUACACUCAAUAUUGUAGUCAAUUGGGUGUUGCUCCUGGUGAUAAUCUUACUUGCUAA
Messenger RNA from Vicia faba (fava bean), 849 nucleotides. NCBI's taxonomy places the organism in Eukaryota, Viridiplantae, Streptophyta, Magnoliopsida, Fabales, Fabaceae. The record is from the annotation of a GenBank genome assembly.